Messenger RNA from Apis dorsata (giant honeybee), 2105 nucleotides. Its product is annotated as cilia- and flagella-associated protein 20-like. Gene Ontology annotation, biological process: regulation of cilium beat frequency involved in ciliary motility; positive regulation of cell motility; cilium assembly. The transcript is spliced from 6 exons. Bases 1182 to 2105 code for a protein of 307 amino acids. The record is from RefSeq and is a predicted model, not a curated record. Gene Ontology annotation, cellular component: ciliary basal body; motile cilium. NCBI's taxonomy places the organism in Eukaryota, Metazoa, Arthropoda, Insecta, Hymenoptera, Apidae.
CAAACAAAUAUUUUAACGAACGAUCGUCCAUCUUAUAAAUAUAAUUCAAAUCAUCGUACAUCGUUCGAUGAGUUGAGAACAACUUUAUCCCCCCACGGAAAUUCCUAAGGUUACCGCAUAAUCUUCUCGCGGCUAAUUAGCAUGGAUUAAUGGAUCUGUGUGGUCCGACAUCUACAGACAAACCUAUCGCAAUAAGAAUGAACCGAAUCUCUCUAUUGAUUCACCUGGAAACCAAAUCGAUAUCCGUACGAGGCACAGGGGCUCACUUCGUUACAGAUCGGCCAACUUUCGUCGGAUCCAACAGAGAGACGAGCCAGACUCGCCGAAUCGAAAAAUUCUCCAGUCCAAGUUUCGCGUUUAUCGCGAUCAUCACGUUUCGUUCAUUCGACACUUUUUUAUUCCAAAAUUUUAGUUUCUUUCGUACUUUAUAGGACAAAAUGAUUAACCAGAAGAAGAUUACCGAAAAUAAUAACGAAAAGAAAUCGAAUGACAUUCACAAAAAGGAAAAUGAAACGAAACCACGUGUUAAGAGAUAUUUAACGAAACACAUGAAAUUGUAUCCGGAAUUAUACAGAAGCGAUGUUUCCAUACAUCCAAGUUACACCACUCUUAAAAAAUUUCCUUAUUACGUGGUCUGCCGGCACCGUGUACAGAAGACCAGGAAGCAGAUCAGACGUCAAAUGAACCGCAACAUCAUGCAUUUCGCGAUGAUGCAGAUGUUCGCCAUCGAUAGCGUCAGGAUCGACCGGGUAUUCAGUUUUGGGAUACCACAGGAGACAUUGAUUGUCCCCGAUUUGCUAAGCAAGAACGAGAGACGUCACAUCAACGAACUUCUCCGUGUCAAAUAACGAAACAACACCUCGUUAUAUUGUCCUUCCAACGUUCAUUGUGCUUGAUAUGUAACGACACGUGCAAUCGAAUAAACCUAGAAUUUCUACAUUGAACAAAGUGUGGGCGAGUCUAUUUUCUUCCUUCAUUCGUGAGUUUGAAAGACACAGGGCGUGUGGAGCGAAAUUAGAAGUGAAAACAAAUUCGAUCCGACGAACGAAACAAAGAAAUACAUUCUCGCGUUAUAUUAAAACGAUUAAACGUGACGUUUUCUCGAGAUAAGGAUACGAUGGAAAUGUAAGAGUUAUUUUCGAUUAUUUUUUUUUUAUUCAUUCGAUGAGAGGAGGAGCAUUAUGUUUCGUAACAAGUAUCAACACGGACUUAUGUCCAUUUUGUACAGCUGUGGAUCGUCACCGCUCGAAUUAUGGGAUAUGCAUGUGAAGAAUGGUUAUAUUCGAAGAGUAACGGACGAUGAGGUGAAAUCUUUAGCUUUGGAAUUAGCCGGAACCAAUGUUACAACAACUUACAUUUACUGUCCUCGUGGCAACAGGAAAGCUUCCCUCGGCAUUAAACUUCCGUUUUUAAUCAUGAUUAUCAAGAAUAUGAAGAAGUACUUCACGUUCGAAAUAACAAUACUCGAUGAUAAAGAUAUGCAUAGAAGAUUUCGAAUGAGCAAUUUUCAAAGCACCACUCGGGUUCGACCAUUUUGCACGUCGAUGCCGAUCGGUUUAUCUGGCGGUUGGAAUCAAAUUCAAUUUAAUCUGUCAGAUUUCACGCGAAGAGCGUAUGGCACAAAUUAUAUGGAAACUACGCGAGUACAGAUCCAUGCAAACUGUAGGAUUCGACGUAUCUAUUUUGCGGACAGAUUAUAUUCCGAAGAUGAAUUGCCAGAAGACUUUAAACUCUUCCUGCCAAUUCACCGAAAGAAAUGCAUUCGAGAAAGAGAUGUGAAAGAAAUAGAAAAGAAAGAACCACCGGAAGAAAUCGAAAUUGAAGAGCCACCACCUUUCGAAGGCGUACCAGAAGAGGAACGAGAAGAGGAAGAGGAGCCUGAAGAAUUACCAGAAGAAUUAGUAGAAGAGAUACCCCCAGAGAUAGAACGAAGAGAAAUAAGAGAGGUGGAUGAAGAAGAGGAGGAAGCUAUAGAACCUGAAUUUGAAGCCGAAGAAGAAGUUGAAGAGGAAAUCGAAGCUGAAAUAGGUCCUACUGCAUAUGUUACUGAAGAAGAAACUGAAGCAGAAGAGCCAGGCGAUGAAGAAGAAUAUGCAGUUCCAUAA